CCUCGGGGAAAGGCCAUGCUGCUCUGUAUGCAGUUCCUCCAAAGCCUAUGUUGGCUGAACAGGGUGGAGGGAGAGGUGAUGGGAGCAGAGGCUGGAGGGCUCAGCCUGGACAGGGGUGGGGAUGGGGACAGGUUGGUGGUGGAAGACUCAGUGUGCCAGCUGCUGUCCUGUGUGAUGGCAGCUAGUAGGGAUGCCAGGGCCCUGCCCCCUCACUCACUGCUCCUGCAGGUGUCCCUAGUGGCAGCUCAGGCAGUGGACCACUGGCUCUCCCACAGACAGCCCUCCCUGAAGUUUGUGGCACACAUGGAAGAUGCCCUGAAAGAGCUCACCGAGCUGCUAUUAUGCAAUGACCAGCUCAAUAGGUUCCAGGUUGAGGAGAGGCUGACAGAGUGUUUGACCCUGCUGGGAGGGAACAGCUUGCUGAGGUCCCUGCUCAUCCGUCAUGUCCUGUCUGAGAUCAACCGGCUGGCAGAGCACGUCUGGAUCACCUGCCAGGGGGAGAGCAGCAAGGGGUCUGUCCAGUUUGACGUGUCCCAGUAUGAAAACCUCUACCUGGUCUGGCUCCUGGAGCAGCUCCUACAUGGACCUCCAGGGGCCGCAGUGGGGCCAGGUCACCACUGGACGUAGGAGCAGAGGGCCCUGCUGGGCAGCCUGGAACACAGCGUCCUUCUCCUGUCUGACUUCCCCCUGUUUAGCCUCUACAUGUGGAGGAUAGGGGCUCUCCUCACCCCCUUUUCCGACACCACCACCCAGACCCGAGACUGGCGUUCCAGGAACGAGCAUGGCGCCACCACGGCCACACAGGCGUGUAAUUCCACCUCCAGGAUGAUUCCACUUCAAAGGGCUGCAGAAGUUGGUGCAGAUACAGUCAAUUUGACUGACAUGACAGGAUUGAAGAGACAGGACUUAACAAGACUGGAGAAGGAGAUGGUGGGAGGUGCGUUAUUCAUUGAGGUUGGCUACCUCUUCAGAAGAAUAAUCUAUAAAUAGUGUGGCGCUAAACCAAAGCCUGUCAUUAUUCUUGUUGGGAAAAGUGUGGCAAUUAAACAAUAAGACCCGAGGGGGAGUGGUACAUUAUAUGGCCAAUACACCAUGUCUAAGGGCUGUUCUUAAGCACAACUCA
Messenger RNA from Salvelinus sp. IW2-2015, 1123 nucleotides. Its product is annotated as meiosis-specific protein MEI4-like. The record is from RefSeq and is a predicted model, not a curated record. NCBI's taxonomy places the organism in Eukaryota, Metazoa, Chordata, Actinopteri, Salmoniformes, Salmonidae. Gene Ontology annotation, biological process: spermatogenesis; meiotic DNA double-strand break formation; DNA recombination. Gene Ontology annotation, cellular component: lateral element.